Molecule: messenger RNA, 2811 nt
Organism: Aphidius gifuensis
Lineage: Eukaryota; Metazoa; Arthropoda; Insecta; Hymenoptera; Braconidae
Gene: Uba2
Product: SUMO-activating enzyme subunit 2
Exons: 3
Coding region: 361-2529 (722 amino acids)
Biological process (GO): protein sumoylation
Cellular component (GO): cytoplasm; SUMO activating enzyme complex
Molecular function (GO): SUMO activating enzyme activity
Source: RefSeq, a predicted model, not a curated record
AAGUUGACAGAGUUUCUAUUUAAUUAUUUCAAAUCUGUCGAAUAAAUUGGCUAACGUCAAAUUUGAUCAAAUUAUUUUCAAAUGAAAAAAAUCAAGUCUACCACAACAAAGGAUCAAAAUAUUUCCAAACUCCGCCAUUUUGAAGUUCGUACGGACUGGAUAGCCACGGAACGCACCCAUGCACCCCUGUUUCAACCGUUGAGAGGAAAGGGGAAAAAAAAGAGCAAAAAAAGACUGUAAUAGAAACGGCGCGUCUGCUUUGUUAAACACCAAUAUCCAUUAUCCCAAGUUUUUCAGUUGAUGUCUGUUUUUUGUGUUGAAUACGUUAAAAACUAAAAAAGAAAUAAUUAUAAAAUAAAAAUGGCCGCGUGCAUAGACGGCGUUUUUCGUAAAGACCUUCAAGAUUCAAUAUUAAAAAGUAAAGUAUUACUUGUUGGUGCCGGUGGUAUCGGUUGUGAAAUUCUUAAGAAUCUUGUAUUAACUGGAUUUACCGACAUUGAAAUAAUUGAUCUUGAUACAAUUGAUGUCAGCAACUUGAAUAGACAAUUUUUGUUUCAUAAACAACAUGUUGGUAAAUCAAAAUCAUCAGUUGCACGUGAAACUGCAUUAACUUUUAACCCAGAUGUUAAAAUAGUCUCAUAUCAUGACAGUAUUACCUCAUCAGAUUAUGGUGUGUCAUUUUUCAAGAAAUUUUCUCUGGUAUUGAAUGCACUUGAUAAUCGUGCAGCUCGUAAUCAUGUUAAUCGAAUGUGUUUGGCAUCAGAUGUUCCUCUAGUUGAGUCUGGAACAGCUGGUUAUUAUGGUCAAGUUGAAUUCAUUAAAAAAGGCUUGACUCAAUGCUACGAGUGUCUUCCAAAAGCACCACAAAAAACAUUCCCUGGUUGUACAAUUCGUAAUACUCCAAGUGAACCAAUUCAUUGCAUUGUUUGGUCAAAACAUUUAUUUAAUCAGUUAUUUGGUGAAGAGGAUCCUGAUCAAGAUGUCUCACCAGACACAGCUGAUCCAGAAGCUUCAUCAGAAGUUGGACAAAAUUCUGAAUCAAAUGCCAAGGGUAAUGUUGAACGUGUAUCAACACGUCUUUGGGCUCAAUCAUGUGGUUAUGAUGCUGAAAAAUUAUUUACAAAACUUUUCCAUGAAGAUAUUAAGUAUCUUUUAACAAUGGAUAAUUUAUGGAAAACACGAAGAGCACCAACACCACUUGAUUGGAAAAAUUUGCCAGAUGUUGUUGCUGGUUGUAGUAAAGAUAAAUCAGAUGAACAUGUUCUUAAAGAUCAACAAAAAUGGAGUAUUGCAAAAUGUUCUGAUGUAUUUUCAAAUGCAUUAAAAAAUUUAAGUAAAAAUCUUGAUAAUUUAAGAAUUAAAAAUCCAAAUGAUCAUCUUGUUUGGGAUAAAGAUGAUCAAGAUGCCAUGGAUUUUGUUGCUGCAUGUGCAAAUAUACGUUCUUAUAUAUUUGGCAUACCACAAAAAUCACGUUUUGAUAUAAAAUCAAUGGCUGGUAAUAUCAUACCAGCAAUUGCAACAACAAAUGCAAUAAUUGCUGGUGUUGUUGUUCUACAUGCAUUUAGAAUUAUUAAAAAUGAUUUAGAAUCAUGUAAAAGUGUUUAUUUACGACCAAAACCAAAUCCAAGAAAUGAAUUAUUAGUACCAGAAAAAAUACUUAAUAAACCAAAUCAAAAAUGUUAUGUUUGUGCACCAACACCAUCAGCAGCACUUGCUGUUGAUACAACUAAAAUGACAAUUGCUGAACUUGAAGAAAUUGUUCUUAAAAAUCGUUUAAAUAUGAUUGCACCAGAUGUUAUGGUUGAUGGAAAAGGUAUUGUUUUAAUAAGUUCAGAAGAAGGUGAAACUGAAGCAAAUAAUGAUAAAGUACUUGCUGAUUUGGGUGUUAAAGAUGGUGCUAUAUUAAAAGUUGAUGAUUUUCAACAAAAUUAUUCACUCACUGUAACUGUUGUACAUCGUGAAAAACCAUCUGGUAGAACAGAGGGUCCAGAUUUUUUGGUUGUUGCUGAUGAAAAUGAUUUAAGGCCAAAAGAAGAAAAAAUAAAUGUUCAAGAUAAUGGUGAAAAUAAUCAAGAUAAACCAUCAACAUCAAAUGGCCAAAUCAGUCAAGUUGAAGAUGACGAUGACAUUGAAGAAGUUGAAGUUGAUGAUGAAGUUAAACCUGUACAAGAACAACCUUUAAUUAAAAAGAGAAAAACUGAAGUUCCAUCAGAUGAAAGUCCAUCAAAUAAAAAACGUAAAACAUCUGAUACAACUGAUGAUAAAAAUAAUACCAAUGGUGAUGAUGUCAUUGCUGAUAAUAAAGACCAUAAUAAUAUUGAUGUGGACAAUGAUGAUGAUGACAUUUGUAUUGUUGACAAUAAUUCAGAUGUCGAAACUUCCAAUGGUUCUACAAUCAAACAAAAAACACUUCAAAAACGACAUCGUGAAUCAAGUGAUGAUGAGUGCCAAAUUGUUUUUGAUGAUGGAGAUGAUGAUUCGGAUGACAAAAAUGCUGUACCAGUUAAAAAAACAAAUUCUGGUGAAUAAAUUAUAAUUUAUAUCUAUUCCAUUUUCCAUAAUUAUUUUGAUAAGUCUGAUGUAAUGAUUUAAAACCUACCUUUAAUGUCUUUAUCUAUUUUUCAUUGAAUUUAGAAACAUGAAAAAUCAUUAAAAGGUACAAAAAAAAAAAAAAUAAGUAAAAAAACAGUGUGAAAUAAUUAUUAAAAAUAAAUAUCAUUUUCAUUUAUAAAUUUGUAUAUUUUUUUUUCUUUUUAAUUAUUAAUUUUAUUGCUUUUUUUUUUUUUACUCUUAAUAUGUAGCUAAUUAAAU